This is a messenger RNA of Ilex paraguariensis (yerba mate), 372 nucleotides long. NCBI's taxonomy places the organism in Eukaryota, Viridiplantae, Streptophyta, Magnoliopsida, Aquifoliales, Aquifoliaceae. The record is from the annotation of a GenBank genome assembly.
AUGGCGGGAACCAACGAACCUGACGCUGAAGAAUCGCAUAAAAACGAAUGCUCCUUUGAAUGGGACGAAGAAUCUCAUCUCUACUACCAUGCCAGUACUGGAUUUUAUCAUGACCCCGGAGCAGGAUGGUAUUAUAGCAUUAGAGAUGGUGUUUAUUAUAAAUAUGAGGAUGGAAAUUAUGUGCCAUUGGGGUCUGACCAGGAUGUUCAAUCCGAUACGAAUGGUUAUGGUGGUAUUGUUCUUGAUAACUCUGUUCAAGAUGAGUCAUGUAUACGCGUACUUUGUCAGGAGGAUGUGGAUGACUCUUCACUCCACGCAGCUGAAACUGAUGCUUGUAAAGUAGGUGAACCCAGUACAGGUGAGCCAGGGUGA